AUGUCAACUGCUAACCACUUCCAGAAAUACGUAAAGCAUGCUCAUCGGGAGGAUGCCACUGGGGAAAGCAUCCCCACCGUGGGGAUUAAUGCCAGCCCAAUUCCUGUGCAUGGCAUGAAAGUAGACUCUCAGUUUAAAACACUGAUUGAGCACCUGUACAGCCUCAAGUUCAAGCUGGAAAAGGAGAAAAAAAUACACAAUAGGAAAAAGAAAGGUCUACCAAAGGAGGAAGGGGUACACCAGGAAGAUAAAACAAACGCGAAAGACGCACCAAACAGGAUCCAAAUCGAAGGUGAAAAUGUACAGAAGAGGGAGGAACCAACCAAUAGGGCAUUAAUGAGGAGGGACGACGACCUUGGCGCAGAUGACCCAGAAGGGGAAAGUUCGUGCCCUAUUCCGCAGCUAAUCGAGACCAUCGAAAUUUACAAACACAGAAAUGCAGAAGAGCAACGCGAAAAAGUCCACCUGAUUGAGAAAUACGAACGUUUCCUGAGGAAAAUCAGAAAAAGGCACAUCCACCAAAUUGGACAAAUUAAAAAUAACGUCCUCCUCGAUGUUGAUUUUUUAAUUCAAAAGUACAGAAAUGUGUCUCUUGAACUACUGCAAAUUGGUCGGAAGAAGGAGAAGGAGAAAAAGGAGGAGAACAGGAAAAUGACCGAAAUGUGCAUAGCCGCUUGCAGGAGGUUUGAAGCGGAUGUGAAGGAGAGAGCGAAGACAGCCAUGCAGGAGCACCAGACCGAAGUGGCCAAAAUCAUCGGUGAUGCUAAGAAGGAGAACGCAGCAUUGAAGAAAAAAAUGUACCCCUUUAAGCGCAGUGGAGCAUACCCAUGA
Molecule: messenger RNA, 831 nt
Organism: Plasmodium cynomolgi strain B
Lineage: Eukaryota; Apicomplexa; Aconoidasida; Haemosporida; Plasmodiidae
Exons: 6
Coding region: 1-831 (276 amino acids)
Source: RefSeq, a predicted model, not a curated record